AUGCCGGCAGUUCGCGGCGUGCGCCACCUAUCGGGUUCCCGAGCCGGUCCAAGUGCGAAUGAAAUACGGCAUCAGUUUAUUGACUAUUUCACUGUGAAACACAACCAUCGGCUGGUGCGUUCGAGUUCGCUGGUCCCGUUUAGCGAUAGUACGAUUGCGUUCGUCAAUGCUGGCAUGAAUCAAUUCAAGAACGUGUUUCUCGGCACUUCCGACCCGCCGUGUCCGCGUGCCGUCAAUUCGCAAAAGUGUGUCCGAGUAGGGGGAAAGCAUAAUGAUCUGUCCGUCGUCGGCACGGAUAGCUAUCAUCACACGUUCUUCGAAAUGCUUGGCAAUUGGUCGUUCGGAGACUAUUUCAAACAGGAAGCUUGCCAGAUGGCUUGGGAUUUGUUGAAAAAUGUUUACCGAAUCGAUAUGGACCGGGUGUACGUGACAUACUUUGGUGGUGAUGCAAAUCUUAACGUUCCGGCUGAUGACGAGUGCCGGGAGAUUUGGUUGUCCCUUGGCAUUCCCCGUGAAAGGGUUCUUCCGUUUGGUACACGGGAUAACUUUUGGGAGAUGGGCCAAAGUGGCCCGUGCGGUCCGUGCACAGAAGUUCAUCUCGAUCUUUCCGACCAGUACAAGGAUACAAUCAGCAGACGACAGUUUGUAAAUGCUGGCAUGCCCGACCUCACAGAGAUUUGGAACAUCGUGUUUAUACAGUACAACCGAUCGCUCGAUGGCGCAGGAACUAUCCGAAAUCUACCUCAGCAUCACGUGGAUACGGGACUGGGCCUUGAGCGGCUCGUUGCCCAUUUACAGGGAAAGCACAGCAACUAUGAUACCGAUCUGUUUUCGCCGAUCUUCCAGCGAAUUCAACAGGUGACGAAAAAAGUUCCUUAUGGUGGUAGCUUUGUGCGCAACAGUGUCCAGUACGAGUUGGACACCGCCUACAGGGUGAUGGCUGACCAUAGUCGCCUGAUAACGGCUUGUUUGGCUGAUGGGAUGUUUCCAUCGCAAAAUCACAAGCUUCGGCGGAUCAUAAGGAAGUCUCUCGCCCUGGCUGCAGGCACAUUCGAGUGUCACGAUUUACUGCAAAAGACGGUUCCAGCCGUUGUCGAAGUGUUGGGCGACGUCUAUCCGGAAAUGGCCAACAAUUUUCCAAUUGUUUUACAGAUUCUCGAUCAUGAGCAACGUUCCUACGAAAAACUGUGUUCGAAACGAUCCUCGGAAACCACCGCACUCAUAAAGCGCUUUCCCGAGCUCGACGAAUCUGAAGUGUUGGAGCAUGCUGGACUUGCCGGGGCUAUCAAGGAACUUGCACAGUCAAACGCCCGUACACUCGAAGGAGAGAAGAUCCACAAAAUGUACGAUACGUACGGAUUGGACGAGGAGCUGCUUGAAAAGUUGAGCAACAUGUUGAAAUUUUCACUGGACUUCCGGGAUUACGAGCGGUAUGUUCUUGAACUGAAGCAAGGAUUCAAACAUGAGCUUGCGAGUCGCUUAGAAGAGCGGUUGUCCGCAUUUGAACAGCUCAAGCACAGCAUCGAAGGUGAUCAUGUUAAACCUACUCGAACAGAGCAAAGGUAUAACUAUGCAUUUAAUGCACAGAAGCGCAUUUAUGACGUGGCACCGUGCACAACGCGGGUGACUAUUUUGCUUGAUGAUGCCGCUCGUAAUCUUUGGCAUUUGGUGACGGCACAAAGUAAUUUUUACUGUGAAUCCGGUGGUCAACAGAGUGACGCUGGGAAGCUUACAAUCCUUCGGGAAGGUAGCGCAGAUAAUAUCUCCGUUGAGAUAUCGUCGGUAAACGAGCACAAAGGCUUUAUCGUCCACUCGAUUGCGAAGCAACCGGGUGUGGCACUCUCUGUCGGUGAUCAUGUUGUGCUCCAGGUGGAUACUGCCAGAAGAACGAUGCUCACUUUUAACCACACGGCUACCCAUUUGUUGAAUGCCAUCGUCCGGAAGGUUGUCCCACAUCCAAUGUGUCAACGAUCCAGCAGCGUGUGGGAGAAGGGACUAAGGUUGGAACUUGCCGUUAGUGGAGAGAAGAUUACACUCGAUCAAAUAGGAGCAAUCGAAACGGAAAUCCGUGCUGUUAUUGCUCGAAAUGAACCAGUGAGCGUGCGGGUUUGCAAUGCUUCCGAGGUGGACAUCGCGUCCGUAACAACCGUUCCGGGUGAAACCUAUCCCGAACGGGGGUUGCGGGUAGUGUCCAUUGGCGACAAAACUUCCCAAGAGCUGUGCUGUGGAACUCACGCCACCGGUACCGGUGAGCUGCAAGACUUUGCCAUAACGAAUGUGACCCAGUCAAAGAACGGUUGCUUCGCCUUCCAUGCUUGCGCUGGGCCGGCGGCAACGAAAGUACACUUUCUCGGCAAGCAGAUACAGAACGAUGUGGCUCAGCUGCAGCAAGACGCGGAACAGAACGAGGCUCAAGAGAAUAUUACGAUCAUCGAAACACGCAUGCAACGACUGAAGAAUGUAUUGCUGACAGGGAUGGAUAAUAACAUUCACUUGCCAUAUUGCGUACGUCAACGAUGCCUCGAUGUGAUUGGGUCACUCUAUCAACGGCUGAAAGAUCGUUCCCGCGAAUCAUUACGUGAACUAGUCGACAUUGAGAUGCGAAAUCUGAUCGAGCAGCGCCCACCGACUAGCGAAAAGCAUCGCUUCAUCGUACACUUCCUCGAAUGUUCCAUCAUUCUCGACGAUGUUCAGCUGAGCAAGGCAACACGGUAUUGCCCUGAUCGACCGAUUCUGGUCAUCUGCCUUACUGAUAACCAGGUGAAAGCGAGGGCGACCAUUCCGAAGGCGUUCGUUAGCGAUCGCUUCACCGCAGAACGGUGGCUAGCGCAAGUGGCGCACGAAUUCCGGGCACAAACUGCUGCGCCGAAGGGUCAGAAUCCGGCAGAAGUUUGCAAUAUGAAGGCGCGCAAGGUGACGAUGUCGCACUUUGAGACGAUGCUCGAAAAUGCCUUGCGUGAGGCAAAGCGUUACGCGGAGGAAAACUUCCAUCAAACGGUCCAAAGCCCGAUACAGUUGAAGGAAUAAAUG
Anopheles bellator is the source of this 3030-nucleotide messenger RNA. RefSeq names its product alanine--tRNA ligase, mitochondrial (gene AlaRS-m). The record is from RefSeq and is a predicted model, not a curated record. The transcript is spliced from 4 exons. Gene Ontology annotation, molecular function: ATP binding; amino acid binding; nucleic acid binding. The coding region runs from base 1 to 3027 and encodes 1008 amino acids. Gene Ontology annotation, cellular component: cytoplasm; mitochondrion. Gene Ontology annotation, biological process: tRNA modification; alanyl-tRNA aminoacylation. Lineage: Eukaryota; Metazoa; Arthropoda; Insecta; Diptera; Culicidae.